CGGGACGGCGGCGGCGGCGGCGGCGGCGGGCGGCGGGGGUGCCCCCGGGAGCGGCCCCCUGCUCAUCCCCUCGGCCUUCGGGACGGUGCUGUCGGUGAUGUACGUGGCCGGGGUGGCCGGCAAUGUCUACACGCUGGUGGUGAUGUGCCACUCGGCGCGCUGCGCCGCCCCCAUGUACAGCUCCAUCGUCAGCCUGGCCCUGGCCGACCUGCUCUACCUCUCCACCAUCCCCUUCAUCGUCUGCACCUACCUGGCCCAGGACUGGUACUUCGGGGACCUGGGGUGCCGCAUCCUGCUCAGCCUGGACCUGCUCACCAUGCACGCCAGCAUCUUCACGCUCACCCUCAUGUGCACCGAGCGCUACCUGGCCGUCACCCGGCCCCUGGACACCCUGAAGCGGUCGCGGGGCUACCGGAAGGUCACGGCGGGGGCCGUGUGGUCGGUGUCGCUGCUGCUCACGCUGCCCAUGAUGCUGAUGGUCACGCUGACCGAGGGGGGCAAGGCGGAGGGCAAGGUGAAGAGGAUGUGUGCGCCCACCUGGAGCGUGGACGCCUACCGCACCUACCUGACCGUGCUCUUCAGCACCAGCAUCAUGGCCCCGGGCAUCAUCAUCGGCUUCCUCUACACGCGCCUGGCCAGGACCUACCUGGAGUCGCAGAGGAACCCCCCCCACAAGGAGAAGAGCAAGAGGUCCCCCCGGCAGAAGGUCCUCAUCAUGAUUUUCAGCAUCGUGCUGGUCUUCUGGGCCUGCUUCCUGCCCUUCUGGAUCUGGCAGCUGGUGCGCCUCUACAGCAGCUCCCUGCAGCUCACCACCCAAACCCAAAAGUGCAUUAACUACCUGGUGACCUGCCUGACCUACAGCAACAGCUGCAUCAACCCUUUCCUCUACACCCUGCUCACCAAAAACUACCGGGAGUACCUGCGCAACAGGCACCGCAACUUCUACAGGUUCACCUCCUCCUUCCGCAAGAGGGGCUCCAACCUGCAGUGCUCCUGGGGCCGCUCCAUGUCCUCCAGCAACCAGUACGACUACAGCUCCGAGGCGCUGGGCAUGGCCACGCUGAAGGACAAGUGAGGAAGAGGAGGCGCUGCCAACACGCCAGGACCAGCAGAGCGUCCAGCCAAGGUAGGGCUUUGGGGACCCCCUAGCCCUGAAGGGUUCUGAGAACUCAUUUGUGGUGCUCUCUCCAGCGAGGGGCGAGAAGUGGCGUGAAUCCAAAUGCUGCGAGAUGAGUCUGGAGUUCCGUCUGGCUGAGGGAUGUUGGGGGGUGUCCUGCCGGGAGCCAGCAGCUGUUUGGGACAAAUCCUGCAGGGUUUGGGGUGCAGAAGAUGAGGCGGAUGCUCUGCUCGGUGCUGCCACAAACUGGUUUCACGCCUGGCUGAGUUUCGGCUCCAGCUCCGCGCGCCGUUUCUCUCGUGGGCUUUCUCAGUGCUGCCCUGGGGCUACAGCUGGCUCAGAGCUGCAGGAAUCCGAAAUUGGCCCAGGAUCACUUAACUGAGCUGCCAGCCUCGGGUUUGCCCUGUGUGUUACCGUUGUGAACAUGUAAAGAGACUUUUAAGCCCCUUUUCCUAUUUCCUGUGCACUACUGUUCUAUCAAGCUUAAAGUCUCUAUUUUAAAAUUCAUUGCAGCAGCACUUUGAACUCCAAGUAUUCAAAAACCACCAGGUAAGCUGUUAGAAACCACAGGAUUACCUAAAAAAAAAAAAAAAAAAAAAAUUUAAAACCCUUGUAAUUUUUAAAGGUUUCUACCUAAGGUGGUUUGAAUUUGCCAUUGAUUUUUUCUUCUUGAAAAAGUUGGUCCUUUUGUUAAAAGUCAACAGAGCUUGACAAACCUUGGAAGAAAAAUUUACCUGAAAAUUUACCUUGGAAGAAAUAAAAAAAUAUUUAUAAUCCUAUCACUCAAAGACCUGAGGCUCUAAGAAAAAUGACUGAAUCCUAUACCAUGAAACUCAUCAAAAAAGAGACACAUUUUUCCAUGACAUUUGAUCCAAACUGUUUUGCCUCAAUGUAUUCUGCUCAUUUUCUCCCUGCUUGGCAUCUCACAGUAAACCUUCAGCACAGAUCCUGGAGAUGCCUGUAAGCACUUAAACAAUUGUAAAGUGUCAGUUUAUAAAUAAAUGCUUAUUAAAAACGGA
Molecule: messenger RNA, 2136 nt
Organism: Onychostruthus taczanowskii (white-rumped snowfinch)
Lineage: Eukaryota; Metazoa; Chordata; Aves; Passeriformes; Passeridae
Product: urotensin-2 receptor-like
Exons: 2
Coding region: 98-1075 (325 amino acids)
Biological process (GO): blood vessel diameter maintenance; regulation of blood pressure; neuropeptide signaling pathway
Cellular component (GO): membrane
Molecular function (GO): urotensin II receptor activity
Source: RefSeq, a predicted model, not a curated record